Apiotrichum porosum is the source of this 2718-nucleotide messenger RNA. RefSeq lists its product as uncharacterized. Bases 1 to 2718 code for a protein of 905 amino acids. The record is from RefSeq and is a predicted model, not a curated record. Gene Ontology annotation, molecular function: NADP+ binding; L-glutamate N-acetyltransferase activity, acting on acetyl-CoA as donor; arginine binding. Gene Ontology annotation, biological process: L-arginine biosynthetic process. Lineage: Eukaryota; Fungi; Basidiomycota; Tremellomycetes; Trichosporonales; Trichosporonaceae. The transcript has 7 exons. Gene Ontology annotation, cellular component: cytoplasm; mitochondrial matrix; mitochondrion.
AUGCUUCGCCGCCUCACCACCCUCUCCCGCCCCGCCGCCGCGGCGCUGGCCCGUCCCGUCCAGGCUCGCGCCUACGCCAAGGCCGCCGCCACCGCUACUUCCAACGUCGUUCUUGAGCUCGAUACCAAGAAGGUCGGCAACGAGAUCCGCAAGCGCGGCCUCACCUCUGCCGUCUCGAGCCGUGACGGUGGCAUGGACCGUGACACCAUUAUCCGUCUCCUAUACUCGCUCGGCUCGCGCCAGGAGGUUGAGCGCUACCUGCGCAUCUUCACCCAGUCGACCAACGCUGCGUCGCCCGGUGUCCUCCCCGAGGCCAAGUUUGCCGUCCUCAAGAUUGGCGGUGCGAUCCUCAACGAUGAGCUCGAUGACCUCGCCCUCUCGCUGUCGUUCCUGAACCGUCUUGGUCUCUACCCCGUCGUUCUUCACGGUGCUGGCCCCCAGCUCAACGAGCUUCUCGAGUCGGAGGGUGUUGUCCCCGAGUACGAGGACGGUAUCCGUAUCACCGACGCCAAGACCCUCCAGGUCGCUCGUCGCGUCUUCCUCCAGGAGAACCUCAAGCUCACCUCGGCUCUUGAGCGUCUCGGCACGCGUGCCCGCCCCAUCCCCACCGGUGUCUUCUACGCCGACUACCUUGGCAAGGAGAAGUACGGCCUUGUCGGCAAGAUCCAGCGCGUUGACAAGGCCCCCAUUGAGGCUGCCAUCAAGGCUGGCUGCCUUCCCAUCCUCACCUCGCUUGCCGAGACCGCGGACGGCCAGAUGCUCAACGUCAACGCCGACGUCGCCGCCGGUGAGCUUGCCAAGGUCCUCGAGCCCAUGAAGAUUGUCUACCUCAACGAGAAGGGCGGCCUCUUCCACGGUGUUACCGGCAAGAAGAUCUCGACCAUCAACCUCGACGAGGAGUAUGACGGCCUCAUGAAGGAGUCGUGGGUCAAGUACGGCACCAAGCUCAAGAUCCGUGAGAUCAAGGAGCUCCUCGACACCCUCCCCCGCACCUCGUCGGUCGCCAUCAUCUCGACCGACAUGCUCCAGAAGGAGCUCUUCACCGACGCCGGUGCCGGUACCCUUAUCCGCCGCGGCUACAAGCUCUACAAGCAGCCCGCCAAGGACGCCGUGGGUUCGACCCAGCUCCGCCAGGUCUUUGACGAGCGCGACCCCGAGGUCAUCUCGGGCCGCAAGUCGGUUGCCGAGAUCUUCUCGGGCAUGAAGGACCAGCCCUGCACCAUCUACGGUGACGAGCCCUUCGACGUUGUCGCUGUUGUCUCGCACCCCGAGGGCGAGACCCCCGUCAUGACCAAGUUCCUCCCCUCGCGCAACGGUGUCCUCAACAAGACUGUUGACAACGUCUUUGACGCCAUCAAGAAGGACCACAAGCGUCUCUUCUGGACUGCCCAGGCCGACGACGAGAACCGUGCUUGGCACUUUGAGCGCGCCGACGGCUCGUUCACCCGUGCUGGCCGCAGCCUCUUCUGGUACGGUGUCCCCGACGUCAAGCAGGUCGAGUCGAUUGUUGCCGGCUUUGAGAAGUCUGGCCGCAUCGACCGCGUCUUCCUCCCUGUCGGCCCCUCGACCCCUCCCCACCGCCUUGCCGGCUCGGCCCCCACCGGUGCCCGCGCCUUCUCCACCUCGGCCCGCCCCUCCGUUCGCUCGACUGACGCUUCGUCGUCGCGCCGCGGCUACGCCACCGAGGUCCCCAAGAAGCGUGUCGCUCUCAUCGGUGCCCGUGGCUACACUGGCCAGAACCUCGUGUCGCUCCUCAACAACCACCCCCACCUCGAGCUCACCCACGUUUCGUCGCGUCAGCUUGCUGGUCUCCCCCUCGAGGGCUACACCAAGUCCAAUGUGACCUACUCGAACCUCUCGCCUGCCGACGUCACCAAGAUGGAGGAGAACGGCGAGGUUGACGCCUGGGUCAUGGCCCUCCCCAACGGUGUUUGCAAGCCCUUUGUUGACGCCAUCGACGCUGCCAGCCGCAAGGGCGGCAAGGGUGUGAUUGUCGACCUUUCGGCCGACUACCGUUUCGAGGACAACUGGACUUACGGUCUCCCGGAGCUCUACGGCCGCGAAGAGACCAAGACUGCCACUCGUGUCUCGAACCCCGGCUGCUACGCCACCAACACCCAGCUCCUCCUUGCCCCCCUCCUGCCUUACCUCGAUAAGGCCCAGGCUCCUACCAUCUUUGGUGUCUCGGGCUACUCGGGUGCUGGCACCAAGGCUGGUGAGAAUGACGCUGACGGCCGCCCCUUGACUGUCCCCAAGAUCUCGGAGCAGGACCUCACCGGCUCGAUCCGCCCCUACGCGCUCACCGACCACAUCCACGAGCGUGAGGCCUCCAACCACCUCGGCAAGCUCCUUGGCAACCCCGAGUUCCAGCUCUCGUUCGUCCCCAACGUCGCCCCCUGGUUCUCGGGCAUCGUUUCGGUCCUGAACGCGCCCCUCGCCCAGUCGAUGCGCGCCUCGGACAUUGCCAGCCUCUACGAGGACAAGUACGCCGGCGAGCGUCUCGUCCAGGUCAUCAAGGGCGUGCCCGACGUCCGUGACGUUGCUGGCAAGCACGGCUGGCGCGUCGGUGGCGUCCAGGUCCACUCGAGCGGCAAGCGUGUCGUUGUUGUUGGUGCCCUCGACAACCUCCUCAAGGGUGCCGCCACCCAGUGCAUGCAGAACCUCAACCUCGCUCUCGGCUACGACGAGCUUGCCGGUGUCCCCGCUGACAAGCUGUAA